Molecule: messenger RNA, 205 nt
Organism: Perkinsus marinus ATCC 50983
Lineage: Eukaryota; Perkinsozoa; Perkinsida; Perkinsidae
Exons: 1
Source: RefSeq, a predicted model, not a curated record
AUCUACUGAUUCUGUAGACCAUCUACUACUUUCCUGCCCAGCAGGCCCUAACAUGUCAACCCAGCAGGUCUAUGAUGCCUUCACUUCUCCAAGAGCGUCCUAUCUACUCUCAACUAUUGCUAGCGUCCUGCUUAAACGUAACUCUGCUGUCAGUAAGCUGCUUCGUGAUAAGGAGGUCUCGUAUACGAUUGAUACUGAUGAGUGA